Messenger RNA from Paramuricea clavata, 4915 nucleotides. The record is from the annotation of a GenBank genome assembly. NCBI's taxonomy places the organism in Eukaryota, Metazoa, Cnidaria, Anthozoa, Malacalcyonacea, Plexauridae.
UCAAACACGUGACCGGAAGUAUGCAAAUCCGUCACACUUCCGUGCGGAGAGGGAAAUUUGAGCUGCAAAGAGAACUGCUAUAUUUAAAUCAUUUCUUCUUUGUAUUUUUGUACCAACGCCUCACUUUAUUGUCCACGGAACGUCGCACGAACACCUUGUUGUCUGCUUGCUUUGUCUUUUCUCUCCCAUUAAAAGGUAAGUGUAAUACUCUUUGUUAAAUAUCUAUUUGUCAUUAUUUUGUUGUUUUUACUCUUUUGUAUCAACACGCAAUUUUCUAGUAUUUGAUAGUGGCAAGUGAUUGUCUCUUUCUCUCAUGUUAACAUAAUUCAUUCACAAACCACGCAGUGACUUUGUGAUUGGAAAUGACUUAUCAAGAUAAUUUUCAAAGAAGGGUGCUAACUUUUUGUAUAGAAUUGAAUAUAUUGUCGCAUUGUCAUUCAGCUAUUAUAAAAUAUUCAUAAUAUGCAAAGUAGUGUCACGCUUGAAUAAGCGCAAAUUUGUGAUAUAAUUUAAAGAAAUUUUCAAGGCAAGAUAGCAAAGCUGCGAACUUUUUCUUCAAAGAGUGUUUUAAUUUCACGAUUCCGUGACCCCAUUGCUUAUUUACUUCAGUACAAAUUCAUCCGCACGCAAAACCCGACAUGUUAUAAUGAGAAUUGGGCCAGACACAUCUGUUGCUUAGAUAAAGGGCAAACCUUUCGUAAUAUAAACAUAUUUCCCUAUCUAGACAAACAAAAACCUAGCAAGAACAGACAGAGAUAAGUAGGUUUCAAACACGAAUUGACAGACUUGUCGAAUCCGUCCGAAAUGUUGCUACGGCAAUGGAAAUUGUGGAACGGCGAACGUUGGAAUGGCCUCGCGCGCAUAUUUGAAAAUCAAUAUAAAAUCAAUAUUCCAAAUCACUUGGUGAUUGCUUUAGUUUGUCGCACUGUUUUUUAAGUGUUUUAUCUUUUUAUUUGUUUAUCUGGGCUGGCAGAACAAUUGAGGUGUGCGCGCAAGCCAUGGGCCCUUAUUUCACGUGGAUUUUUCUCUCGUGACUACAAUACGCACUACACUUAAAAUAAAGACUCAACAAUAGUUACAUGUAUAUAGCAUAUUUAAGAUUGAUACAUUCACCAAAUCUGAACAUUUAAAUGCUUAAAAGUUUCCUGGGACUCUGUAUCAAAAAUACGUUGUAAAUAGUUUUACGAUAUCAAAUUUCGUAAAUAAUGAAUUCUCUAUAGAUAUGUCUGUUCGAUAAUUCAGAUUUAUCUUUCAAGGAAUUUCGCCGUUUAUCAUCUAUUUUGCCGUGUUUUUAGCACAAAAUUGAUGCGCAACUAUCAAAAUAAUUGCACUUUGAUUUUAAAUGAUAGUACAGAAUUCAAUGUAGUUUUUCUCGCUGGCUUGUUUGACAUCAAACAUCAGGUGCCAACAGAUACACAAAAAUAUUUGAUUAAAUUGCAUAGCAGACAUUCUUCCGACGAUUUUAAGAGUAAUCAUUUUCCCUAUUUUGGCAACCUGGUACAUAGAAUUAAAUCUAGUGUAUUCGCAAUAAAAAUAUAGGCAUUAAUUCUUCAUUCGCAACAAACUAGGCAUUUAAAUCCUACUGUAUACUUCUUGCAAGACGUAAUAAGAAGCAAUUAACAUUUCGUUUUCUUACAUAGAAAGGGUUUUUACAUUGUCAUUUGUGAAAAUCACGUGGAAUCGACAGAUUAAGAAGGCAGUUAUUUUGAAGCUUGCUGAGCUCAGUUCGGUUAAGCCAACCCAAUGAACUCUAUAAAUACGUUUUCAUAGAGUUCACUGAGCCAUCACCUACCCAGGCUCUUUCCUCAACCUCGUACCCAAGGUAGUGAAGGUACUUAGCCUCGAUCUCGUUAGUGGCGAGGACAUAAGGGCUUUAUUAAUUUGCUACUUUAUCUAUAGAUUAUCUGUCUGACGUAUUCAUUUUGUAGCAAUUUUUUGUCGACUAAAUUUGUACACUGAUUGUAUUUGGAUGAAAACAGGUGAUCCGUUGGAUGACCUUUCAGUACUCUUUCUCUACCUGGUGUAUGUGAUUUAAAAGGAUAGCUGCCGUAUAAACCAAUCCAAUCUCGUGGCUCUUGGAUACGAGACAUUCUUGUACCCAGAGCCCUUCUUACGCACGGUGCGACGAGGGGCUUUGGCCAAAUCCAAAACCGGAUACCAUAAAAACAUGGUAAAAGAAUAUAUCCGGUAUUAGAACAAUAACCUUCGUUGUAGCCAAUCAGAUGCCAGUUUGAUAUGGAUUUGGCCAGAGCCCCUCGUCGCGCUCCGUUGACCGCGCGUAAGAAGGGCUCUGGGUACGAGAAUGGGUACGAGAUUGUCUCCAGUUCAUCUUGUCUCGUUUCCAGGGCGUUACUCACGCCUGAGACGCUCAGACGUAAACUGGUUCGUUUGAAAAUGAAAACGUUUUGUUCUGUUUUCAAAAAAAACAGCGUCCUCACUUUUCAUGUUGACGUACAUGACUGACUUUGAUCUUUAAUAUAAUUUAAUAAUAAACGCUCUCGAAGGAUAACUGCGGAUUUCGAAGGAUACAACUACCCGCCGAAUAAUACAAGUAGAACUUCUACGUUUCGAGGCCCUUUAUCACUACUAACUUCCCGACUCCUGUACUAGUUACUUCGCAUAAGAACAGCUAUGCUGGUAACAUGGAAAUAAACUGGGACUAGUUGUGAAAUAGAAAUGUAUUUUAUUUUGUUCCCACUUACGCUUUCCACAACUCAACAUGAUAUUUACAAAGUUUCAAACACAGGCUUUACGACAAUUCAAUUUGACAACAGUAAUGUUAUGUCGAAUUAGCAUCUUAAUACGCAAAACACAGUGUAUGGUACCUGUCCUGAAGUACUCAAUAUCCUGCUUGUAUAUAGAAAGAUAUCUGACCCACCUGCACUUACACAUAUGAUUUGCAUAAUGUAAAAAUAUUUUUGAAAUUUGGUCCUAAAGGCCCGUGUUUCAAGACAAGUAGUUUUGAGAACAAAAAGAAACAAAUGAUUACAUACAUCAAAAUAUAGUGAGCGAUAUUUUUUAUUUCUUCCCGGUUGUGUACUCAGAUAUAGUUCAAUGAUUUAAGUGGUUCCUUGUUUUUCAGAACCAAUCAUGAGUGCUAUUGCUGCAGUGAAAAAGCGCAUGGCUGAGAUGCGAGAUGGCAUCGACGAAGCCGAGGGCCGCAUGAAAGAAUCUGAGCAACUGAAACGCGAGGCAGAGUCCCGAGGUCUGACGGCUGAGGGUGAAGGGUCUUCGUUAAGGAACCGCGUGUAUCAGCUGCAAACAGAGAUUGAAAGAGUUAACAAGAGGUUGGAAGAACAACAGGCCAAGCUUGAUUCAGCAGAGGGUCGCACACUGGACAACGAUGACGCUCGCAAGGAUCUGGAAGGACGAGAAACGGACAACGAUCAAGAUUUAAUCAUGCUUGAACAAAGCACUAAGGAUGCCAAGGUAAUGGCAAAUUAGGAAACACUGUUGUGGAAACAUUUGCAAAGUCAAUGAAACUUGAAAAGUAAUUGUUUGCUGGAUUAAUUCCCCAUUUGCCUGUCCGUUUUUCAGAAAAAGCCAGAAACUUUUUGUUUUGUUUUGUUUUGUUUUGUUUACCAAGUGUACCGUAUUUCCAUUUAGUCCCCCUGGGGGCUUACCCCCCCCCCCCACACACACACUUCAGGAUUAUAAACAGUACACUAGUCUAUUGAAAUACAAUCCUAAUAAUUGUGACAUAAUUUGCGACAUCAUUUCGGGAUGUGGAAAGUCAUUCUUAAUAACUUCUGUCUUAUUAAGGGAACUUGAUUAAUGAGAAUCUUCUGUUUUCCUGAGUAUAUAUUUAAGAUAAAUUUGCUCAAAUGAAUGCCAGAUCUCAGUCUAAAAUUUACAUUUCAUCCGACAGGUGUUGGUCACAGAAAACACACAAAAGUACGACGAUGCGCUGAACAAGUUCAAGGUGCUCGAAGGGGACUUGGAACGAAUCUACGAGCGUCUCACGAAUGCAGAGAAUAAAGUACACCGACUCGAUGAUGAGGCGAAGCAAGUGAACACCGACCUCAAGGACCUGGAAACGAGAGAUGAACAAGCUAAUGAGAGGGAAAUGUCGCUGGAAGAUCAAGUGAGAUACCUUGACUGCCAACUUAAAGAAACCGACCAACGGGCGGACCAAGCCGAACGUAUGGCGGCCAGACUCGAGCGAUUACGAGACACUAUCCAAGGUAAGUGUUAGUCUUAAGGCUCGUUUACACUGGACAUUUUUCUUGUUCUGACGGAUCUGAACGAGUGGAUGAGUUAUGAAUGUUGUGAGUAUAUAAACUCUCAUCUGAACAUUCGUAACUCAUCCACUCGUUCACAUCCAUCAGACCAUCAGAAGAAGAAAAUCGCACUAAAAAUCGCAGCAAAAAUUUCAAAAACGUGUAAACGGUCCUUUAGUGAUACUCACCCUUUUUUCACGAAUGAUGCUAGUUUGUCCCACUAAACUUUUGUCUAUGAAACGAUGCCUACUGUGAAAACAUUAGGCAUCAUAGUAUGGGACCCAAAGUCGCCUUAAACAUUUUCACGUUCGUAAACAAGUUGUUAGGAGAACUUUACGAUUUUUGUUAACCAGGAUUAGCUAAUUGACUUUGGAAUGUUUUAAUCUGUUUGUUUUUACAUUCCAGGUGGCAUAGAACUUGAAAAGAAGAAAACAGAGACGAUCAAAGAUGAAUUGGAAGCUACCAUGUGUGACUUGCUCGAUGUUUCACAUGACCAUGGGGAAAUACAUCAUGGAGAAGACCCUCCUCAACAAGUACGUGAUGAUGAAGAAGAGGAAAAAUGAUUCAAGUUUAUUCCAAGAUUUCUGUUAGUUUAGUUCAAAAGUAACAUUUUUAGUCAACAAACUAAAUAAAUAGGGAGACAUUUCACUGAGAUACAUCGAAAUUAAAUAUAAAGCUUUUUUUUGUAUUUGUUC